Tupaia belangeri chinensis (Chinese tree shrew) is the source of this 1500-nucleotide messenger RNA. It is a transcript of the gene PRODH, whose product is annotated as proline dehydrogenase 1. The record is from RefSeq and is a predicted model, not a curated record. Gene Ontology annotation, molecular function: FAD binding; proline dehydrogenase activity. NCBI's taxonomy places the organism in Eukaryota, Metazoa, Chordata, Mammalia, Scandentia, Tupaiidae. Gene Ontology annotation, cellular component: mitochondrion.
GCGCUGCUGGCGCGCCACGAGCAGCUGCUCCACUUAGCCAGGAAAGCCCUGGGACAGAAGCUCUUUGACAAACUAAUGAAGAUGACCUUCUACGGGCAGUUUGUGGCCGGCGAGGACCAGGAGUCCAUCCGGCCGCUGAUCCAGCACAACAAGGCCUUCGGCGUGGGCUCCAUCCUGGACUACGGGGUGGAGGAGGACCUGAGCUCUGAGGAGGCAGCACGCAAGGAGAUGGAGUCCUGCACCUCGGCUGUGGAGAGGGAGGGCAGUGGCACCAGCAAGAGGGAGAGGCAGUACCAGGCCCACCGGGCCUUCGGGGACCGCAGGGGCGGUGUCAUCAGCGCCCGCACCUACUUCUACGCCAACGAGGCCAAGUGCGACAGCCACAUGGAGACCUUCCUGCGCUGCAUCGAGGCCUCGGGUGGGGCCAGCGAUGACGGCUUCUCGGCCAUCAAGCUCACUGCACUGGGGAGACCCCAGUUUCUGCUGCAGUUCUCAGACGUGCUGACCAAGUGGAGAAGAUUCUUUCACCAGAUGGCCGCGGAGCAGGGGCAGGCGGGGCUGGCCGCCAUGGACGCGAAGCUGGAGGUGGCGGCGCUGCAGGAAAGCGUCGCCAAGAUGGGCAUCGCAUCCAGGGCAGAGAUCGAGAACUGGUUCACCACAGAGACCCUGGGGGUGUCUGGCACCGUGGACCUGCUAGACUGGAGCAGCCUCAUCGACAGCAGGACCCAGCUCUCCAAGCACCUGGUGGUCCCCAACGCCCAGACAGGCCAGCUGGAGCCCCUGCUGUCUCGGUUCACCGAGGAAGAGGAGAUGCAGAUGACGAGGAUGCUGCAGAGGAUGGACGUCCUGGCCCAGAAGGCCACGGAGGUGGGCGUGCGGCUGAUGGUGGACGCUGAGCAGACCUACUUCCAGCCGGCCAUCAGCCGCCUGACGCUGGAGAUGCAGCGCAAGUUCAACGUGGAGAAACCGCUCAUCUUCAACACCUACCAGUGCUACCUCAAGGAUGCCUAUGACAAUGUGACCCUGGACGUGGAGCUGGCUCGCCGCGAGGGCUGGUGUUUUGGAGCCAAGCUGGUGCGGGGGGCGUACAUGGCCCAGGAGCGUGCCCGGGCUGCAGAGAUCGGCUACGAGGACCCCAUCAACCCCACGUACGAGGCCACCAACGCCAUGUACCACAGGUGCCUCGAUUACGUGCUGGAGGAGCUGAAGCAGAAUGCCAAGGCCAAGGUGAUGGUGGCGUCCCACAACGAGGACACGGUGUGCUUCACGCUGCGCAGGAUGGAAGAACUGGGCCUGCAUCCUGCCGACCGCCAGGUCUACUUCGGACAGCUGCUGGGCAUGUGCGACCAGAUCAGCUUCCCGCUGGGCCAGGCGGGCUUCCCGGUGUACAAGUACGUGCCCUACGGCCCCGUGAUGGAGGUGCUGCCCUGCCUGUCCCGCCGUGCCAUGGAGAACAGCGGCAUCAUGAAGGGCGCCCAGCGGGAGCGGCAGUUGCUCUGG